AGGUAGUUAAACUCCUAUGUCUGCAGCGUCGGAGUCCCGGUCAACUCGCUCGGGACGGCGGUCGACUCCUAGUCCUGAUGGUCCUCCUGUGAGCCUCGCCACUCCCGAGGGUAGCGCGGCUAUUGCCCGGGAGAUUCUCACAUGGGUUCAGUGCGACGAGUGCAAAAAGUGGCGGAGGAUCUCUAAUACCGAACAUCUACCGCAGCGAUGGUACUGCUCCUUGAAUCCCAAUCCGAAGUACAACAGUUGCGACAUCCCAGCUGAACCCGAGUCGAUGGACAUGGCCUAUACGCCGGAUUCACGGGGGGCAGGAGGCUCACCAAGUCCACUCACCGUCACGAGUAGCGCUCCGAGGGCCGACACGGUAGCAGGUCCGGUAACCUCGUCGAGAGAGGUUUCGCAGAGUGGCCCUGUUGCGGCUAGGAAGAUAUACACGGCUGAAUACGACCGAGCCCGAGACAUGUUGCGCAAACUCUCUGAUCAACAACUGCAGGAUCUCAGCGCUAACUAUGUCGACUGGCCGCAACUGCUUGAACUAUUCCGACGAACUCCGCGAGAGGAGCCCGAGGCCGCUCCUAGCUGGGCAGUACCACCCAGGAAGGUUCCUCGAAAAGAAGAGUCACAGGCUCGAGCGAACUCACUGCACGCUGCAGCUCAGAGAUAUCUCCCACCUCAUGUUGCACGUGAAUGCCCGGCGCCGAUAUCUAUGUAUGAGAGACAAGUCCAAGCUCGAAGGAUGGCACGAGCAAGUGAGGCCCGAUUGGAAGCUGCCAGGAAAAGAUGCCAACUGAGAAGUCGAGGGAAACCAUUUACGUGAGAGCGUUAUCAUA
Perkinsus marinus ATCC 50983 is the source of this 830-nucleotide messenger RNA. RefSeq lists its product as hypothetical. Gene Ontology annotation, molecular function: zinc ion binding. The transcript has 5 exons. Lineage: Eukaryota; Perkinsozoa; Perkinsida; Perkinsidae. The coding region runs from base 17 to 817 and encodes 266 amino acids. The record is from RefSeq and is a predicted model, not a curated record.